Molecule: messenger RNA, 662 nt
Organism: Cajanus cajan (pigeon pea)
Lineage: Eukaryota; Viridiplantae; Streptophyta; Magnoliopsida; Fabales; Fabaceae
Source: RefSeq, a predicted model, not a curated record
UCUCGCAGCUUUUCAUCUCUAUGGGAAAAUCUAAAAGCCUCCCAACUAUUUUCACCAUAAUUAUUAUCACGCUCCUCUUCUCAUUCGCCACCGCAAAAUCCCCUCGUUUCCACCGAUCCAUAUCUCCAACAUCUCUGGGCCUCCAAAAGGAGAAGCUUAGCCACCUUCACUUCUACUUCCACGACAUUGUUAGCGGCCCAAAGCCCACCACCGUUAGAGUGGCCGAGGCCCAUAUGACAAACACUUCCUCCACGCUUUUCGGUCUCCUGGUCAUGGCCGAUGACCCAUUGACCUUGGGCCCCGAGCCAGGAUCCAAGCUCGUGGGAAGGGCCCAAGGAAUAUACGGAUCUGCUGCCCAAGACGAAACGGGCCUGUUGGUGAUCAUGAAUUUGGCGUUCACGGAGGGAAAGUAUAAUGGCAGCACACUGAGCAUGUUAGGGCGGAACACGGUGUUCUCCGCCGUGAGAGAAAUGCCAAUAGUUGGAGGAAGCGGGGCUUUCCGGUUCGCACGUGGGUAUGCUGAGGCCAAGACUCACACGUUUGAUCUCAAGACAGGGGAUGCUGUUGUCGAGUACAACGUCUACGUGUUCCAUUAUUAGCCAGUGCGUGAUCGAUAUAGCAUCCUUCUAAAAACCAAUAUAUGAUUCUUGUCUUUGCUUUCU